UUUUUUUUUGCGUGUUUUCUGGUUACUGUCUUUGCAGAUGGCUUUCUCCCUUUAAAAUGUGAAAUCAAAUCCCCUUUCCGUUUGAAGAAUCUUCGAUUACUUUCAUGAUCUUUCCUGUGCAAUCUCUGCUUAUUCUAUCAGAUGGUACUUCUACUUCUCGCUGCAGCUCUUCCUCUUCCUGCCUAUGCUGCUGCUGUUUGUUCUUUUGGCCGUAUCAGAUGCCAACCUUCUCUCCGCAACGCUGCAAUUGCAUUCUCUAGACGUGGGGUUUCUCCCUUCAAACGGGUUCUUCAAGCACGAUUUUCGUCCGACAUCGCCAAUGGGGAUAUUGACACACAAGUACCCUCGAAGGGGUCUGAAAUCAUAUUUUUGGGCACAGGAACUAGUGAAGGUAUCCCUCGAGUGAGCUGUCUCACUAAUCCUCUAAAGACGUGCAUGGUUUGCCCAAAAGCAAAUGAACCCGGUAAUAAGAAUAGGAGACUUAACACUAGCAUCCUUAUCCACUAUCAUAAUUCUUUGGGAAGAUCCAACAUUCUUGUGGAUGCUGGCAAGUUUUUCUACCACAGCGCUCUUCGGUGGUUUCCUAUGUUUGGGAUAAGAACAAUUGAUGCGGUCAUUAUUACCCAUUCUCAUGCAGAUGCAAUUGGAGGGCUUGAUGAUCUCCGUGAUUGGACGAAUAAUGUCCAGUCCCAUAUUCCAAUUUAUGUGGCAAAGCGUGAUUUUGAGGUCAUGAAGAAAACUCAUUACUAUUUAGUGGAUACUGGUGUGAUUAUACCUGGUGCGGCGGUCUCUAAGUUACAAUUUAAUAUCAUAAAGGAGGAACCGUUCAUUGUUCAUAAUCUUGAGAUUACUCCUUUACCUGUAUGGCAUGGAAAAGGUUAUCGUUCCCUUGGUUUUCGCUUUGGCAAUGUCUGUUAUAUAAGUGAUGCGAGCGAAAUACCAGAAGAAACUUAUGCCCUCCUCAAGGACUGUGAAAUCUUGAUUCUGGAUGCACUGAGGCCAGACCGUUCUUCUUCAACACACUUUGGACUGCCAAGGGCUUUGGAGGAAGUUCGAAAAAUUAAACCAAGGAGAGCACUUUUUACUGGGAUGAUGCAUCUAAUGGACCACGAUAAAGUGAAUGAAGAUCUUGCAAAGCUGAUGGAGACUGAGGGUCUGGAUGUUCAAUUGAGCUAUGAUGGCCUACGGAUACCGGUAAUUCUCUAGGCUGCAUAUUUUUUUUUUUUAUAGUGUCCCUAUACCAUUCUUUCUCAAUCAAUAAUCAUGAUGAUUCAUUACUGGUAAUGAACUUAUCAAAAAGUCGUGUACACCUUUCAAUCACUGAAAAAGAAAAGGAUCUUUUCAUCUUGGCUUCCAGCUAUUGUAAUAUGAAGAUAUCUCCCAUGCUGGAGAAUUAUAUGUCUCCGCACGAUAUGCAUUUUACAUGCCUGCCAUGACGAUGCCAUUUGAGAUCGCUGGAUUUAUUUUUAUUUGUCA
Messenger RNA from Magnolia sinica, 1476 nucleotides. Its product is annotated as putative hydrolase C777.06c. The record is from RefSeq and is a predicted model, not a curated record. Bases 142 to 1206 code for a protein of 354 amino acids. NCBI's taxonomy places the organism in Eukaryota, Viridiplantae, Streptophyta, Magnoliopsida, Magnoliales, Magnoliaceae. The transcript has 12 exons.